AUGGCCUCAGAAAUAUUUUACAUCGAGGAAGACACGUCGAUGCGUGUGCACCUCCUGGAGGGCUGCGUGGACAACGCAGACAAGGUCGCCGACCGCGUCAAGUCCCACGGAGGGUCCAUAUGCGCCAAAGCCCGCUUUGCCGACGUGAUAUUGGUCAACCCGGAUCAGGUCGAGUCAGUACCAGCAGAACUUCGCAAGACGCCCCUACUCGACCCACGCUGGGUCAACAAGUGCAUCAAAGCCGGUCGCGCUCUCAUGGAAGAGGACAACUGGGCUGGAUGCUUGGUUACCCCUAGCUCAGACAACGAAGCGAAUCGUCAGGUCCCCACGCCUAGAAUCACGCCCGAUCAAUAUGGCCCUGGGCAGUCAUCCCCAAACUCAGCCACCGCGAGCACCUCCGCCAACAUGAUACCAUACCCUCAUCAUUUCGCCGGCGGACCGAACACAUCGUAUAUGAAUGGGCAGAGUAUGCCGAUGAUGGCCAUGAACAAUGGCAUGCAAUUUGCCAAUCCCGCAGAUCCCCAGCUUUCGGGCCUCAUCUAUGACAUGCUUACGAUAGGCACGGCGACCAACGGCGGUUUUGGCAUCCCUGGCCAUGGCCCGAAUCCCGCGUUCCCGUCGUCGGCAUCGGCACCUCAGAUGAACGCUGGCCAGCAUGCACGGUCCGCGUCGGUAGACACCGGCCUCGCCCAGUCCGCGUCUAUGCCAGUCACGCCACAUGGUCCGGUCGACACAAGCAGCAUCCUCAAAGACAUCACUUUCUAUGUACAGCACAUGCUACUCAUGCGUAAAAAGCUUGUGCAGGACAUCAAGGCGAGUGAAUACGAAGCUUUUGGGGCUGUUAUGCUAAAUCAGCACAUUUUAGGCGAUGGGUGGCAAGGUGUCAAAGGACCCAGAGACGGCAGAUUUCGUCAUCUUGUCCGACCGAGUCAAGGAUUUCAAGCGGAUGCUGAAGGCCGCGCACGCAGCGCAGCGGACAGUCGUCAGUGUCAACUUCGUCGGCGACUGCAUGCAGAAGGGCAGGCUGCUCCCCCCGACGAAUUACGCUAUACACCUUGA
Messenger RNA from Schizophyllum commune H4-8, 1059 nucleotides. RefSeq lists its product as uncharacterized. The transcript has 4 exons. The coding region runs from base 1 to 1059 and encodes 352 amino acids. NCBI's taxonomy places the organism in Eukaryota, Fungi, Basidiomycota, Agaricomycetes, Agaricales, Schizophyllaceae. The record is from RefSeq and is a predicted model, not a curated record.